GGAAUUUAAUUGAUUAUCCUAAUGAUUUGAAAGUGAUUGGUGAAUUAUGUUUUUCUGUUAACUUCAGCCUGUUUUGUCUCCGAUGUGGUCAUGUUAUUAGUGAUCCUGCUAGUGGGGGAGGUUAUAAACGCUAGCACAUGUCGGCCCAUGUCGAUAUGUUAUUCGUGACCCUGCUAGUGGGGGAGGUUAUAAACGCUAGCACAUGUCAACAUGUUAUUGAUAGAACCGGUUCGUUGAGUGACCCUACUAGUGGGGAUUAUACACCAGCAAACAGUGACCUUGCUUGUGGGGGUUAUACACCAGCAAACAGUGACCCUGCUAGUGGGGAUUAUACACAAGCAAACAGUGACUCUGUUUGUGGGGAUUAUACACCAGCAAACAGUGACCCUGCUUGUGGGGAUUAUACACCGACAAAUCGUGUGCCUACCAGUGGGAGGUUUGUAACACUGGCCGUGACCUAUAGAGGAGACGUCUAUUUCGUUCCCGUAUUGUAUCUGUUUUUCGUGAUUGCACAUGUUGGCAUGCUAUAAGUUUAAUUAAAGGCAAUCCAUAUUUUACUUAUUAAGUUUAUCUUAUAGUUUUUCCUUGUCCACCAUUUCAGGAAGUGAAACCGAGGACGGGGAAACCACGGGAAGUUACGAGUUAGAAAGCUAGCCAUUUCGAGAUUGAUAUAGAUUUUAGAAAUAAAUCAUGAUCUUGUAAGUUAGAGUGUAUUUGGAGAUUUAUGAUAUCGGAGAAAUUUUAUAAUUUGAUCUUCAGAUUUUGGUGGUAUCAGAUGUGAAUUAGAUAAGUUCCGAGCCUUGUGCAUUUGUGGAACCCUCUCACGAGUGCACGACGUCUGUUGCGCCUCGAAUUUGGGUUCUGGGGCGUGACAACUUUAGUUUGAGAUCAACCUUUAUUUCUGCCUCACACUUCUUUUCCCUCUUUUUUAUUUCUACUUAUUUUACUUAACAAACUAACUUUAUUGUAGCCCCAAAUGUAGGAAGUCCCUGAUGUUUUUCUAAAGCAAUUAUUUUGAACCUUCAUAUGAAAAUACACCACUGUUUCUAUU
Messenger RNA from Rubroshorea leprosula, 1051 nucleotides. Lineage: Eukaryota; Viridiplantae; Streptophyta; Magnoliopsida; Malvales; Dipterocarpaceae. The record is from the annotation of a GenBank genome assembly.